This is a messenger RNA of Dendronephthya gigantea, 1332 nucleotides long. Its product is annotated as ALK tyrosine kinase receptor-like. The record is from RefSeq and is a predicted model, not a curated record. The transcript has 6 exons. Bases 1 to 1332 code for a protein of 443 amino acids. NCBI's taxonomy places the organism in Eukaryota, Metazoa, Cnidaria, Anthozoa, Malacalcyonacea, Nephtheidae.
AUGGGCUUGAAACGAGCUACGUACGCGUCAAAUCACUCGUGUGUCUGGUGCAAGAAAUUUCCAAGACUUGAGAGUAUUCAACAUCUCUACAUCAUGAAUGUUCACAAAAUUUUUCUUUUCCACAUUUUGAUGUUGUUUACAAAGACGUCCAGUUCAAUGCAACACAGCGCCAUUUUAAGGCUUGCAGCUUCAGGUUUUAGGCUCGUCCAUCAUGUAAUUCGCACAUACAAUUCACCGGAUGCUUUGAACUGUGCUCAGAAUUGCUUGGCUAAACAACCCUUUUGCAAAUCCAUAAAUUUCGAUACAGAAAAACAGUUUGGUUCUGGCAUGAACUGUGAGCUGAACAACGCAACAAAAUUAACAAGACCAAAGAAUCUUCAACCAGUAAAAAACGUCCAUUAUUACGAGGUAGUUGAAGAGGUGAAAUCCAAAGUAAAACAGGAUAGGAAUUCGAACGAUUCGUCAGCCAUGAAAGGAAACAAUUCGUUCCACGCAAAUUUCACAAAUCUUGGGGCUUCUGGCCGUCUUGGUCCUAAAUUGCUUGGUACUCACUAUGCUGGUAAAGACAAUGAAAAUAUGGUGACUGUCCAAAAUGGUACACAGUUCUGGACAGUUCCGCACACUGGUACAUACGAAAUCACAGCAGUUGGUGCGACAGGAGGCUACCAAAGUUCUUUCUUAAGUACACCAGAUCGAGGCGCGUACAUGAAAGGAGAAUUUGAUCUUAAGAAGGGACACGUGAUAAAAAUAUUGGUUGGGCAAAGUUGUGAAACAUUACCGUUUUGUGGAGGUGGAGGAGGAACAUUUGUAGCUACGUCAUCGAACACUCCAAUCAUCGUCGCAGGUGGAGGGGGUGGUUGCUUUAAUAUCAAAACUCUUUUGCCAAACAGCAAAGCCAGUACCGGGACAUUUGGAAGGAGUAACGCGUGUGGUGGGAAUUGUUCUAUCAUCUCCGGAGGUGUUAAUGGAAAUGGCAGCUUGAAUGUACAUGAUGUUUAUUCCUGUGGCGGAGGUGGCGGAUUUUAUGGCGAUGGGCCCAGCAGUAGAUAUGGUGGAGGAAAAGCAUUUGUGAAUGGGGGAGAAGGAGGCGAUGGUUAUAGCGUUUUUGACGGAGGGUUUGGCGGGGGAGGAGGUGGAGGAGGAGGACAAGCUGGAGCAGGGGGAUUUCAAGGAGGAAGAGGAGGAGGAUAUUCCGGAGGAGCACCUGGCGUUGCCUUCGACAACUCUUGUGGAGGAGGAGGUGGAUCGUUCAAUAAUGGAAGGAAUCAAUUGAAUAAGGAAGGAUAUCCUGGUGGUAUCCAUGGUUUUGUUGAGAUAAAACUUUUGAUUUAA